Molecule: messenger RNA, 540 nt
Organism: Galeopterus variegatus (Sunda flying lemur)
Lineage: Eukaryota; Metazoa; Chordata; Mammalia; Dermoptera; Cynocephalidae
Product: 60S ribosomal protein L17-like
Exons: 3
Coding region: 106-540 (144 amino acids)
Biological process (GO): cytoplasmic translation
Cellular component (GO): ribosome; cytosolic large ribosomal subunit
Molecular function (GO): structural constituent of ribosome
Source: RefSeq, a predicted model, not a curated record
UAUUCACUUGACCCAGAAAACCCCACAAAAUCAUGCAAAUAAAGAGGUUCAAAUCUUUAUGUUCACUUUAAGAACACCCGUGAAACUGCUCAAGCCAUCAAGGGUAUGCAUAUCCAUAAAGCCACCAAGUAUCCGAAGGAUGUCACUUUACAGAAACAAUGUAUUCCAUUCAGACAUUACAAUGGUGGAGUUGAUAGGUGUGCCCGCGCCAAACAGUGGGGUUGGACACAGGGUCGGUGGCCCAAACAGAGUGCUGAAUUUUGUUGCACAUGCUUAAAAAGGCACUGGGAUAAUGCUGAACUUAAGGGUUUAGAUGUAGAUUCUCUGGUCAUUGAGCAUAUCCAGGUAAACAAAGCACCCAAGAUGCACCACCAUACUUACAAAGAUCAUGGCCAGAUUAACCCACACAUUAGCUUCCCCUGCCACAUCAAGAUGAUCCUUACUGAAAAGGAGCAAAUUGUUUCCAAACCAGAAGAAGAGUUUGCACAGAAGAAAAAGAUAUCCCAGAAGAAACUGAAGAAACAAAAACUUAUGGCUUGA